This is a messenger RNA of Beta vulgaris subsp. vulgaris (sugar beet), 1185 nucleotides long. RefSeq names its product quinone-oxidoreductase homolog, chloroplastic. Lineage: Eukaryota; Viridiplantae; Streptophyta; Magnoliopsida; Caryophyllales; Amaranthaceae. The record is from RefSeq and is a predicted model, not a curated record. The transcript has 4 exons. Bases 199 to 1185 code for a protein of 328 amino acids. Gene Ontology annotation, molecular function: oxidoreductase activity.
UUUUCUAUGGCGGCGGAAAGUAAUUAAGUCCAUGUGAAUAUGGCAUGAGCUCAUAAAACUUCCACGUAUUAACGUACUAUUGUCUCUCUGAAUCUUCACAUCAUGACUGUCCUACGACUCCUACUUGUGGCCAAAUAAAUACUACCAGAGUGACACAAGGAUAAUAAAUCUGCGUGAGAGUAACAGCUAAACCACCAAAUGGCUGCAAAAGUAAUGAAAGCCGUUCAGUAUUUUGGCUAUGGUGGCGGAGCUGCUGCCUUAAAGCAUGUUAAGGUUGCUAUACCUGAUCCAAAGGCCGAUGAAGUGUUACUAAAAGUUGAGGCCGCUUCUUUAAACGCAUUCGAUUGGAAGAUACAAAAGGGCAUACCUCGGCCCUUACUACCCCGAAAAUUCCCCUAUAUACCAGGUACUGAUGUUGCAGGGGAGGUAGUUCAGGCUGGAUCUGCUGUGAAGAAGUUCAAAGCUGGUGACAAGGUCGUGGCCCUCUUUAGCCAUGCUACUGGUGGUGCACUGGCUGAAUAUGCGGUGGCAAAGGAGAACCUUACCAUUGCUAGACCACCAGAAAUAUCAGCAACUGAAGGCGCAACCCUGCCUCUUGCUGCCCUCACUGCUCACAUAGCUCUUACAAGCGUAAACAUUAAGCUUGAUGGAAGUGGUGAAAGGAAGAACAUAUUGAUCACGGCUGCAUCAGGGGGUGUAGGCCACUAUGCAGUCCAGCUAGCAAAGCUCGGAAACACUCACGUUACAGCAACUUGUGGAACUCGGAAUGUAGAUCUGGUCAAGGGCUUAGGCGCGGAUGAGGUUCUUGAUUACAAGACCCCAGAAGGGGCUUCCUUGGAAAGCCCAUCAGGAAAGAAAUAUGACUGUGUAAUCCAUUGUGCUAUGGGAAUCCCCUGGGCCACCUUCGAGCCGAACUUGAGUGCAACUGGGAAGGUGAUAGACUUGACUCCUGGCCUUAGUACGUUUAUGACAUUUGCUCGGCAGAAACUGACAUUCUCCAAGAAGCAGCUGGUACCGCUGUUUCUGACUCCAAAGACGGAGAACUUCGAAUAUGUGGUGAAUUUGGCGAAGGAAGGGAAGCUUAGAACAGUCAUAGACUCUAAACAUCCUCUGAGUAAAGUUGAAGAUGGUUGGACUAGGAUAUUGAGUGGACAUGCGACCGGGAAGAUUAUAAUAGAGAUUUGA